AUGGCGUCCAUUAAUAUUUCUUGCUCCUCGACUUCGCUUGCUCGUACUCGACUCUUUGGGGCCCCAUGUGGAAAUCCGCAAUACACGAAUGGUGUAGAAUCCUUAAGAAAGCCGCCGAGUGCUAAAGUAGGCUUAAGCAUCAAUCCCGGUGGGAAAAUUAAGCCGGCUCUGUUCUCUGGUGAACACGACUUUCGCCUUCACUCUACUGGAUUUAAUGACACAAGCAGCAUUCUUAUCAAUGAUGUGCCGGGUGGAGUUGAAGUACAGUCCGACUCUGUGGUAUUAGGAACACUCUCGGUUGACGUGUGCCCCAUCACGAGCGGGUUUCCUGCUGAAAAUGACGAGUUCGACCUCGACCAGCCCUCAGAAGGCUUCUCUUCCAUUGCAGAGGCUAUUGAAGACAUUCGGCAUGGAAAGAUGGUCGUGGUUGUAGACGAUGAAGAUAGAGAAAAUGAAGGGGACCUAAUAAUGGCAGCCUCGAAAGUUACGCCAGAGGCUAUGGCUUUCUUUGUGAAGCAUGGGACUGGAAUAGUUUGUGUGAGCAUGAAAGAGGAGGCUUUAGAGAGGUUGCAGCUGCCUUUAAUGGUAAACCAUCGGGAGAAUGAGGAGAAGCUUCGUACUGCCUUCACUGUUUCAGUGGACGCGAAAGAGGGUACAACGACAGGUGUGUCAGCACAUGACAGGGCAACUACAAUAUUGGCUCUUGCAUCGAAAGAUUCAAAGCCCGAGGAUUUUAACCGACCCGGGCAUAUAUUCCCGCUUAAGUACAGAGAUGGUGGUGUUCUGAAAAGAGCCGGGCACACAGAAGCUGCUGUGGAUCUUGCCAUGCUGGCUGGAUUAGGUGAUGCUGGUGUUUUGUGCGAGAUUGUUGAUGAUGAUGGCUCCAUGGCUCGAUUGCCUGCACUUAGGGAAUUUGUGAAUCGAGAAAAUUUGAAAAUUGUAUCUAUUGCCGACCUAAUAAGAUAUAGAAGAAAGAGGGAUAGAUUAGUUGAACAUGCAUCUGCCGCACGUAUACCAACUGCAUGGGGUCCGUUUACAGCCUAUUGUUAUCGAUCAAUCUUGGACGGGAUCGAGCAUAUCGCAAUGGUUAAAGGUGAUAUUGGUGAUGGAGAAGACAUUCUGGUGAGGGUGCACUCGGAGUGCCUCACAGGGGACAUAUUUGGGUCCGCCAGAUGCGACUGCGGGAACCAGCUGGCGCUCGCGAUGCAGCAGAUCGAGGCUGCUGGCAGGGGCGUUUUAGUUUAUUUACGUGGGCAUGAGGGAAGGGGAAUCGGUUUGGGCCACAAGCUACGGGCCUACAAUCUGCAAGACAACGGGCGAGACACUGUGGAGGCAAACGAGGAGUUGGGCCUGCCCGUCGACUCAAGAGAGUAUGGGAUUGGUGCACAGAUACUGAGAGACCUUGGGGUUAGAACCAUGAAACUGAUGACGAACAAUCCGGCAAAGUACGUCGGGCUCAAGGGUUACGGGCUGGCUGUUUCGGGCCGGGUCCCACUCGUGACCCCCAUCACCAAGGACAACAAGAGAUAUCUGGAGACUAAACGGGCCAAAAUGGGCCACAUUUAUGGGCUGGAUUCGAACGGCCACCCAGCCCUCAUCAACAACAAGAAUGCCCGCCCGGUUGGCGAGGCUCAAACUGUAGCUGAUUCGUAA
This is a messenger RNA of Striga hermonthica, 1653 nucleotides long. NCBI's taxonomy places the organism in Eukaryota, Viridiplantae, Streptophyta, Magnoliopsida, Lamiales, Orobanchaceae. The record is from the annotation of a GenBank genome assembly.